AUGAAGUUCUCCAUCAUCACCAUCGUCGCGGCCUACGCCGCCGCCGCCCAGGGCGCCAUCACCUGGAACCUCGAAAAGGCCGCGAACCCGACCGCGGACCAGACGGACGCCUACAACAAGAUCGAAGCGGCGAUGCGCCUCGCCGUGGCCCGCCACGCCCGCCUCGGGUCCGCGAGCAAGUCCCUCCGCGUCUACUACGCGCCGGGCGUCCCCACGGCCGAGGCCAACUACAACGGCGACGUCCGCUUCGGCUCGAACCGGUCGUACAUGAACGAGCGCACGGCGCUGCACGAGAUCUCGCACACGCUCGGCGUGGGCCAGACGGCCGCGUUCGACCGCAAGUGCGCCGCCAAGGACUGGGCCACCGCGCUGCCGCUGCUGAGGUCGUGGGACGGUGCCUCCGCGACCAUCAGCUGCGGCGGCUCGCACUUCUGGCCGUACGGGUUGAACUAUGACAACGAGUGGAGCGAGACGAACGCCAACCGCCAUGUGCAGAUUGUCAAUGCCAUGAUCAAGGACGGCAUGUAA
Molecule: messenger RNA, 528 nt
Organism: Colletotrichum karsti
Lineage: Eukaryota; Fungi; Ascomycota; Sordariomycetes; Glomerellales; Glomerellaceae
Product: ricin B lectin
Exons: 1
Coding region: 1-528 (175 amino acids)
Source: RefSeq, a predicted model, not a curated record